Messenger RNA from Prorocentrum cordatum, 4660 nucleotides. Lineage: Eukaryota; Dinophyceae; Prorocentrales; Prorocentraceae. The record is from the annotation of a GenBank genome assembly.
GAUGUACCUGGACGUCGUGAGGCCCGGCGAUGUUCCCAGGGGCGCGGUGCAGUACCCGAAGGCCUUCGACCGCGCCCUGGCGGCCGACGACAUCCCCCGGGCCGUGCCCACCCUGGCCCACGCGGCCGUGGGGUCGUGCAUGCCGGUGCCGUUCAACAAGCUUCACCCGGCGGAGCGGGCGGAGGUCGAGGGGUCGCGCCCGAGGGAGCAUUACCCGGAGCUGCGCCGGGCGCGGGACCUGUCGCUGAACGUGCGCGACAUCGAGGGGGCGCAGCCGAAGAAGAUGGGCCACUACGUCAGGUACAACCGGCGUGGCGAGGAGAUCAACCCGGUGCAGCCCUACUACGCCACCCUGCCGUCGGAGAACGCGGCCGCCCUGGAGCCGCCAGCCCCAGCGAGCGGGCGCCUUUGCUCCAUGGACGCGUCCGACGUGGCGGGCGCCAGGCCAGCGCCGGCGCUGCCCCCCCGGGCUGCGGUCACCGACGUCAUGAGGUGCGAGGCCGAGUUCCGGUCGAAGGCCCGCGCGGCGGCCAUGCGGGUCGAGGCCGGCUGCGAGCCCCCGCCCGGGGCGUCGCUGCACUCGCUGCAGAGGCCGGCCACGCCGGGGAGGGCGGCUCGCCCGGGCGGCAGGAAUCCGCAGGAGCCGACGUACAGCGUGGCGCUGCCCGCCGGAGGCAAGGAGAGCACGUCGUUGGCGUGCACGUUCAGCGAGGAGGACUCGGAGACCCCGGCGAUGGCCUAUCAGCUUUUGGGGCUGGUUGAGGGCAGCCAGCCGCGCCAGAGGGCGCGCAACCUCACCAAGCCGAUGUUCGGCCUAGAGGAGGAGGGCCUCAAGGUCCGCGACAUCGAGGGCGCCCAGGCGAUCCGGCGCGUAGGGACGCAGCCCAUGUCCAUCUACGGCCCCGAGAGCAACAAAGAGAAGAGCCGCAGCCUCGCCACCACCGACAUCCCCGGCGCUCAGGCUGGCACGCUGAAGCGUGGCCCGCAGGCGUGGCUGAGCGACGAGGCGUUCAGUCCCCUCAGCCUGCCGACGCCUGUGCUGGAGGAGGCGGGAUCGCCCGCGCGGGCGGGCGAGGACGGCUGCAGCCAGGAGGACUGGCUAGAGGCGGCUGAGGAGCCGCCCGCGGAGGGCGGGGGUCAGCUCGUGGCGCUGGAGCCGCUGGCCGCUGUGCUGCCACCCGAGCAGCUGCCCGUGGCCGCGCCGCCGCUGGAGCAGCAGAAGGCCGCCACCAUCGACCAGACCGAUGCCAUCGGCAAGGUGGCCAGCGUGAUGGUUCGGCGGGUGUACCCCGACACCCAGCAGCCGAUUGGCCUGGAGAGCGCCACGCGAUUGGCCGAGCGUCUCGGCAUCUUCGCGAGCCGCCUUCGCGAGAAGGUGUAUGCCGUGGGGCACGCCGCCUGGAGGACAGGCCAGAGGCAUGCUGCUGCCAUAGUGCCGCGGCUGCUGGCCGUCUGCAGGGCUUCGCGCGGCCCAGAGGCUGCUGGCGGCCCUCCGACGGAUGCUGUCAUCUUCUUCCGCAAGAGGAAGUACGACGGCACGCGCAUCCGAGUGACCACCCAGGUCGCUCAGCAUUACGACGCCGACACGAUCGUAGAGAGAUGCGCUGGCACGCGAGAGCUGUUCGUCAUCAAAGCUGGUUUCAGUGUUGUGCUUCGCAAGCGUUUUGCUGACAGUGAUGAUUUCGUCCAUAUCAUUGGAAGCACCCCGACCCACAUCAAUGUACUAGAGACGCCGAGUGCGGAGAUCAUCAAUGCUUGCUUGCGUCGGCAACUCGACCAGUCGUAUGACAAGCUGGCGAAUGAGCGAAUCCCUCGGCAGGUAGAUGUCAUAGGGUGCGACGCAGCAGGCAGCAACCUCAAGAAUGAACGCAUCAUGGCGGCUCAGCACCCCCUUCGUGCCCAGAUUAUUGUUCUCUGCCGUGCCCACAGCAAGAAGAAGGUGGCCGAGCAAGGCUACUCAGUUCUUCGCCCCACGGACAGCAACAUGAUUCGGUGUCAGUUGAGUUUGUCUUCCGAGCAUCUCAUCGCUGUGCGGCAUAAUGCACGGCUUUUGCGCGACGAGCAGGUUGUGGUCCACGUGGGGUCUUGCUCUGCUGAGGCAACAGCUCACAGGGAGAGGGUGUUCGACCUGUACUUCAGCGACACCGCUGAUGCGAGUUUACAGUCCAGGGCAGCAGUUUGCAGGAGGCUUUACAACGGUGACAUCAGAAAGACUGGCGUGAUUGAGCACUAUUGCAAGGGGUGCUGCCAGAGCCGUGAUCAUACAGUGUUUCUUAUGCGCCGUUACGGCGUGGCUGCAUUGUUUGGGCCCGUGGAUGUCCUCAACCGUUCGAAUUGGACAAGCAAAAUGAAGAGCCACCGUUGUAUUGGCCUCCCUGCCGCUGUGCACGGGCUUCUCCAGGCGGCCUUCCUUCGCGGCGUGCCAGAGCCUCCUCAGGCCAAGCGGCGGCGCGAGCAGGCUCUUCAGGCGCGAGCUCAGGCCGAGGCGCUGGCUGCUGCUGGCCACGAGGGGGGUCCCGAACCACUUGGGCCACUCCAAGGUCCUGGGCGCGACCCCGACGCCGACGGCGACGGCGCUGAUGAGGUGAGCGCUUGGAGGGAGGAGCAGGACGUCAGGAUCGUCAGCACCAGGUCGUGGAUGAGCAGCGGCAGGGUGGCUGACGAUAUGUACAUCGCGUCCCGCAUGGUAUCGUUGACAGAUGCUUACUUGCUGAAGCAGUUGGCCACGUCAGGUGUUUCCGUCGAGCGGUUGCAGCAGCUCAAGGUGUCUCGGGGCGAGGCGCGAACGUACCAAGCUUGGCUGGCGCAUGAGGACGCGGACGCCAGAUCUUUGUUCAAGGACGUUCUCGAUGCUAUCUUUGAUUCGUCAAUCUGGGCAUCUGUACAGCACCGUUCAGAAGGGGCAGCAUUGACAAUAUAUCGGUUGAUGUCUAGAAUGGGAGCUUCAGCCUAUCAUUUGGUUUUCAGGAAAAACCUUUGUUGGCCAAUGAAGUUGUUUUCAGCUUUGAGGGAUCCCGAGAUAUUGAACGAGCUGGGGCGCACCGAGCCCUGCCUUCUCGACUCAUAUACCGAGAACUUCUUGAACUUCUAUGGGGACGCAGCGGGCUCGGCGACCGCCAUGGCCGAGCUCAAGGGCGCCCUCGUCCUCAUCGACACGGACACGGCCGACGUGGAGCGUCUGCAUUCGGUGAAUCAGCGGCAUGCUCGUUUCAGGGUUUGGACGCACGUGGAGACUGUUGAGGAGAUGAGCGCGCAUUUUGCAGCUCAUUCUGCCGGGGACAUGGGGCCAGCCCCAACACGUCACGACCGCGGCCGCGCUUCGUGCAAGCCCGAGGCGCCGAGGCCACGUCGCCGGCCUGAGCGCGGGCGUUGCGGCCUGCGGUUCUGGAUGUGGCGAUCGUUCGUGCAUGUGAACGUCGCGGCGUGCCUGCGCUUGGGCUCUCGGCACCUCAGCAAGAACGGCCUCGAGACGAUGCUGUUCUUGAUGAGGGCGGCCGCGAGCAGCCUUCAUUCGCAGAGGCGUCCGCAGCUGGUUUCUGAUGACACGGUCCUCGCUAUCAGCGCCGAUGACAAGACGUCUACGGCGCAGAUGGCUUCGGCGUGGGAGGCGAUGCACCAGACUUUGACGGCUGACAGUUGCCUCCCUUGCGACCCCAAGAUCCCCAUCGUUCGUCGGAAAUGUUAUGAGGCCGAGAUGUGCAUUCACAAGGGUGACGGAUUGGAGUUAGCGAAGUUUGAGGCGCACAUCAGGUCUGCUUUUACGAGGUGGCGCCAUGAUGACCGCAAGCAGACCAAGGCCAUGCUUACCAAGGGUGAGGUGGUACUUCGCUUCACCUUCGUGACUGUUCGUGCCCCUAUCGAGGACUUGCCUGAUGUUGAAUUGUUCUCCGAUGGGCCUCUGCCCGCGGCUGGUGUUGAUCAUGCCCAGGCCGUCGGGGUCGAGGCCGCGGACGCGAGCCUUCUGGCAGAUCCAGGGGGGAGGGCGCGCGAGGCUUUCUGCAGGCCCACCUACGCCUUCGAGCCGAUCGGGUUCGCCAUCGAGUUCGGCGUCGUCGAGUUCGACGUCGCCGAGCUCUUCUUCGAGCUCGGACUCCGAGGCCGACGACUCGAGGCUGCCAUCGAGUCUGCGAUCGGCGUCGCCUUCGGUGGCGACGACGGGCCUCCAGUGCAGCCGUCCGCAGACCCUCCGCCGCCCGACGGGCUGCCUGCGGUCGGUGAUGACGCCGCUCCGCCGCCUGAUCCAGUGGCGCCUGCGCUGGUGCCGAGGGGCGUCGGCAAGAUACCAGCUGCACUGGUCUGGCGCUACAAGAGUGGCGUCAUCCGAUACUAUGACACCACGAAGGUGAUGGUGGCGCAGUGUUUUGUGCCAUCGCACCAGGUGGAGCCAGGCUGCUACCUCGCGCGGUCGGUGAGGCCCAGCGUUGCCAGCAAGGCCAAGGGCCGUUGCUUGGGCCUGCUCUGCAGCUGGCUGGAGGUCGUGGAGGCGCAUGCCAUUACGCGCUGGGACCACGUCCACAGCUGGAAACCACCCUGGGAGGAUCGGCGGCGUGCGAGGCGGGAGGCGAUGGGCCUUGGCCUUGAUCUGGUUGCCGCCUUCGCCUCGAAGGAACGAGAUGGAAAUGAUGGUGACCGAGAUGGCGAGCCCGUGGGGUUCCCAUGA